AAUUCGACAACCCCCCACGGCCAAUCUUCGCCCGCAAUGGCCUUUGUCGCAAGAUAUCUGGGCCGUACGGCCUUUUCAGUCGCUCGGAGAGGUCCCGCUGCUAUUCAAUCCCGCCCAUUCUCUGUCUCACCCUUCAAAUUCAUGCCGGAAGAUCCGCCAAUUACCAAAGAACGUUCGCCGAAGGAUAAAUUGCCUGACGUGUCGGAGUACUCGCCAGAUCUUCUCAGCAAGGAGGAGCAGUCAAUGUAUGAUAUGCUAUCCCCGGAGGAACGGGAGGCUUUUGACGCAGAGCAACGUCGCAUGAUCGAAGAAUUCAACGACCCACAAGUGCGAGCGGCCAAAUUUGCGGAGAUCGAGAAGAGUGUGAGAGACAUAGAGAAGGAAGUAGGGUUGCGAUUUGAGGAUGUUCCGGACAAGUCCCGCGGCUUCUGGGCGGAGGAAGAAGACGAUGAAUUCGGCCUCGUGGAGGACGCAGACGACGAUUUCCAUGACGACGAAAUCACCUCCAUGGCGCACGCGGAAGUCGAAUUGCACCGGGAGAUUCGUGAAUAUGCUCGCAUUGCAGCUUGGGAUAUGCCCUUACUGAGCAAACUCGCCAAACCUUUCACACUGCCUCCUGAAACUCACAUCCUGCGCUUCCGCUACACCACGUAUAUGGGUGAACAGCAUCCAGCCGAGAGCAAGGUGGUCGUCGAAUUGGCCAGCAAAGAUCUUGUCCCCAGAUAUCUCUCCGAGGAACAGCGCCAGACCUUCCUGAAACUCGUGGCAACCCGCUACAACCCCGAUACGGACAUUGUACGCAUGUCCUGCGAGAAAUUCACAACUCGCGCCCAGAACAAGCGAUACCUGGGUGACAUUGUCAACACCCUGAUCAAAGAGGCGAAGGAAGGCGACUCCUUCGCAGACAUCCCGCUCGACCUCCGCCAUCACAAGCCCAAGACUCAACUGCGCUUCCCCGAGGAGUGGGCGAUGACAGAGCAGCGGAGGAAGCAACUCGAGGCCACACGGAGAGAGAGACAGCUCAACGAGCAAACACGGCGGGCAGUCGUGGAUGGGAACGCCAUCGUCGCUCAGGCCACUCUGUCUCUGCCUUCCUUGAACCCUGCCUUGAGCGCCAGAGCCGCUGAGGAGCGGGAGAAGGUUGCUGUCAAGGUUGGAGCCAAGGGCCUGAAGAAGAGAGUACGUUAGACCCUCGUUGCGGUGGUAUAUUGAACUUGUCUGGUUCAUGUAUUCGAUGGAUGUCUUCUUUGCGUGAUUUUGAGUUCGAAAAUAUCAAGGGCGGGCGCACAUGUCAAACGGUCGUAUAGACUAUCACUUACACUAUUGUACAAUAUUCUACUUCAUGAGCUUUUCCCAUCUUUUAUACUGGGAUGUAAGUAUACUACGUUUCUGCUUCAUGCCUGUACUACGAAAGAGGAAUCAGAGAAAAGCUUCCAACAUGUCCAAUGCAAUCGAC
Messenger RNA from Aspergillus novofumigatus IBT 16806, 1456 nucleotides. Its product is annotated as mitochondrial 37S ribosomal protein mS35. Bases 37 to 1188 code for a protein of 383 amino acids. The record is from RefSeq and is a predicted model, not a curated record. Gene Ontology annotation, biological process: mitochondrial translation. The transcript has 2 exons. Gene Ontology annotation, molecular function: structural constituent of ribosome. NCBI's taxonomy places the organism in Eukaryota, Fungi, Ascomycota, Eurotiomycetes, Eurotiales, Aspergillaceae. Gene Ontology annotation, cellular component: mitochondrial small ribosomal subunit.